Messenger RNA from Onthophagus taurus, 1732 nucleotides. Its product is annotated as germ cell nuclear acidic protein. The record is from RefSeq and is a predicted model, not a curated record. Gene Ontology annotation, cellular component: nucleus. NCBI's taxonomy places the organism in Eukaryota, Metazoa, Arthropoda, Insecta, Coleoptera, Scarabaeidae.
ACAAUUUUGUUGGUUAUGUGUUAUUUUGUGUUUAAAGCUUUAAUUUCGCCGAAUUUUAAGAAUAAUUAAUUAAUGUAAUCGUAAAUAUGUCGUGCAUCGACGAUUCUUUCGAAUUAUUUUCGGCUCGAUCACCAAAAAUCGAUCCCACGAAAAAAAAGUUACCAAAAAAAGCAACGAAAUUAACGUUAAAAACAACCAAAAUUCGUCGCUCAUCGAUUUUGAACAACCAAGUUAAUAAUUGUACUGCAAUUAUAGUAAGUUCAUCAUCAACUGAUGACUCAGAUUUACCUUCGGAUGAUGUUAAGGUAAAGGAAAAUGAUGUUAUUGUGAUCGAAUCGAGCGAUUCUGAGGGUUAUCCAUCAACCCCGAGGUUAUUAGAUGAUGAAAUUAGGAUAUUAGAUGAUUUAUAUGGCGUUGGAUGGAGAGAAUCUCAAAAACAUUUAUUUCCAAAGUCGGAAUUGAAGGGUUUUAGGAAAAAGAAUCAAUUAAAUUUAAGUAAUUUUAGUAAAACUGAGACGAAGAAAAAUCAAUUUUUGAAUAAAAUUUCCAAUUCAGACGAUGAAUCAGAUAAAGAAAAUCAUAAAAAAACGAAAAAAAAGUUGUUUAAUGAUCUCAAUGAUAGUAGUGAUGAUAAUAGUGAUGAUUUAAAAGUUCCCCAAAUAAAAAGUUUUCUAGAAUCCCUCUCAAAAUCGGUUCCCAUCUCAAAAUGUGAUCCCUCAGCUCGAAUUUAUCGCGAAAAUUUUAAAGGAAAUCGCGAAAUAUUAAUUGAUAAAUUAAAAUCGAUUUAUAACGAAAAUAUUUUUGGGGGGAAAUUAAAAGAUGUUCCAAUUGAGUGGAGCGAAAAGAUGCGUUCUUCCGCAGGAUUUUGUUAUUGCAAAAAAAAAAUUUAUUCCAAUAAAUCAAUAGAAAGAUCGGCUAGGAUAGUUUUAUCAAAAAAAAUAAUUGAUUCAGCUGAUCGAUUACGAGACACUUUAAUCCAUGAAAUGUGCCAUGCUGCUGCUUGGAUUAUCGAUUUAGUCACUAAUGGACAUGGACCAAUUUGGCAAAAAUGGACUCGCAAAGCUGUUACAACAUUCCCAGAACUUCCCCCAAUAAAAACCUGUCACAAUUACGUUAUUCAAACUAAAUAUACAUAUGAAUGUAUGGGUUGUAGUUAUAGUUUUGGGAGACAUUCGAAAUCGUUGAAUUUAGAACGAAAGCGAUGCGGGUAUUGUUAUGGAACUUUUAAAAUAUUGAUCAAUAAAACGAAUAAAAAUGGGGAGACUAAAUCGGUGCCUGUUACUCCAAGUAAUAAAACGACGCCGUUUGCUAAUUUUGUUAAAGAAAAUUAUAAGCUUGUUAAAACGCAAUCGCUUCAACAUGGUGAUGUUAUGAAAUUGUUGGGAAAACAAUUUAAAGAGUUAAAAAUGAAGGAGUAAAUUUAUUGAUUUAUUUUGAUGACUAUUUAGAAUGUUUUAAGUAAUCUUUUUAUGAAACUACAUUUACUGCAAUUUUUUAAUCAAUUAUAUUAUAAAUAUAAUUAGUUAAUUAACAUAUUUUAAUUUGUUAUUGUAUAAUAUCCAGGUACAAACAAUGGGACCAUUUUAUUGAGAAUACCAACUGGAUUUUGAAUUAUAUAGAGAUAAUAUCUUGGGUAUUCAAAGAUCUAGAAUCUUCCAAAGCUGACGAUUUCGUGUUGUUAAUAAAUUUGACUAUAUAAUAAGUAGAUAAUAAAUAUAUUAUCUUAAAUAUA